GGCGCUGCCGCGCUUUCGAAGACGCACCUGUGGGGAGCGCCCACCUAAGCGGGAAGUCUCUUAUCUCCCGGCGCGGCGCAGCAUCCAGCAAGUCGAGAGGCGGCGGCGGUGCUGAGCCGGGGCUGAGAGGCGGAAUGGAAGGUUUCGUUCGGCUGCUCUUCGGUUACUUGGUGGCGGACUUGCUUACGCUGGUUUGUCGGGCUCAGGAGAAAGCCGGCCAGCAGCUGGGGAGUUUCGUGGUGCUCUCGGGAGGAAACCGCUCCAGCCUUGGGGAACAACCGGACCCCUCCGAGCCACCUCCCACCCCGGACUUCUGCAGGGGCUACUUCGACGUGAUGGGGCAGUGGGACCCUCCCUUUAACUGCAGCUCGGGGGAGUUCAUCUUCUGCUGCGGCACUUGUGGCUUCAGAUUUUGCUGCAAGUUCAAGAAGACAAGGCUGGAUCAAAGCACCUGCACGAACUACGAGACGCCGCUGUGGAUGAACACUGGGAAGCCUCCUUCCCGCAUAGAUGACCCUCUGCACGACCCCACCAGGGAUAAAACCAACCUCAUCGUCUACAUUAUCUGUGGGGUUGUGGCAGUUAUGGUGCUGGUGGGAAUCUUCACCAAACUAGGGCUGGAAAAGGCACACAGACCUCAGCGGGAGCACAUGUCCAGGGCUCUCGCUGAUGUGAUGCGACCACAAGGUCCUUGUACAACAGAUCAUAUGGAAAGAGAUCUCAACAUUGUAGUACACGUGCAACAUUAUGAAAACAUGGAGACAAGACCUCCUCCAAAUAAUUUACAUCCACCACAGAUGAAUAAUGUUAUGCCAACAUCCCCCCUCCUUCCUCAGAUGGCACAUCAACACUCAUAUCCCAGCUUGGGACAGAUCACAAACCCAUACGAGCAACAGCCCCCAGGCAAAGAGCUUAACAAGUACGCCUCCCUAAAGGCAGUCGCUGACAAAGUCAACGACGACUUCUACACCAAACGCCGACAUCUCGCAGAACUGGCUGCCAAGGGGAGCCUUCCGCUGCACCCGGUGCGCAUAGAGGAAGACAGAGCGUACACAAUCGACAGUGGCUUAACCAAACAGAACGGGCAGAAAUCCAAAAUGGCAAAGAUACACACACACCCGUUAGGCUACAAUUCCCAUUACAAGACCUGGGAUCCAAACGACCAGUCUCUUAGACGGCAAGCAUAUGCAAACAAGGGGAAAUACAGUAUGGGAGACCCAACAUUAAGUGACCCACUGACAACGCGGAGUCAGAAUUAUUUGGGUCCACAGCCAUACUUCAUAACCAACAGCAAGACAGAAGUAACUGUUUGAGCUUUUCUUUUCCUUUUUUUUUUUUUUUUUUGUAAAGAAAUCCUUUAAAAAACACAUGCAAAUAUAACACACAACACACUCGACUGAAAGGCAAAAAAUAAAUUUUAAAACAUAAAAAGGAAAAAACAAAACAAAACAAACAACCCACAG
This is a messenger RNA of Lagopus leucura (white-tailed ptarmigan), 1463 nucleotides long. It is a transcript of the gene SHISA9, whose product is annotated as shisa family member 9. Lineage: Eukaryota; Metazoa; Chordata; Aves; Galliformes; Phasianidae. Gene Ontology annotation, biological process: regulation of AMPA receptor activity; regulation of short-term neuronal synaptic plasticity. The record is from RefSeq and is a predicted model, not a curated record. Gene Ontology annotation, cellular component: dendritic spine membrane; AMPA glutamate receptor complex; postsynaptic membrane. The coding region runs from base 135 to 1313 and encodes 392 amino acids. The transcript is spliced from 5 exons.